AUGGAAAUUAAUUACAAAGAGUUGUACUUUAAGAAGACUGAAGAAUGUAAAUUGAAUCACUGUUCUAAAGAGUCUGUUCAUAAAAAAGAGAAAGAAUUGAAAGAAAGAAUUGUUUUGAUAGAAAAGAAAUUAGAUGAAGCAAUAGAAAUGAUGACAAAGAAAGAUAAAUUGACAAAUGAAGAAACAAAAGAGUUUUCUGAGCAUAUAAACACAAUGAAAUUUGAAUUAAUAUCAAAGCAAGAGAAAGAAAAAUAUGAAACACAAAUAUUUCAAUUAAAAAACCAGUUUUUAAUAGAGAAAAAACAGAUGAUGGAAAAACAACAACAAUUAAUUCAACAAUUAUAUCAAUACCAAUGCAAAUGCACUGAACUUAUUAAAACAAGAAAACAGAAUCAAAACCAAUUGGAAGAACUUCAAUCCCAAAUAACACAAAUUAAAAUGAAUAAACAAGAAACAAGUGAAUCAGAAGAAAUGGGAGAAAAAUGGAGAAUAAGUGAAAAAAAACUUAAACUUCUUCAAAAUGAAAAUGACCAAUUACGUGUAAAGAAUCUAGAGUUGUUGUCACGAGAAUUUGAUUAUCAAACAAUUAUCAAUAAACUCAAAACAAAAAAGGAUGUCCCACAAACAGAAAGAAUAAAUGAAAAUGAUAUUAUUGUAGACCAUUUAAGAAAUGAAAUUAAAGAAAUUAAAGAAAAUUACCAACAACUUGAAGGAAUUUUUAAUAAAAAGACUAAACAAGUUAAAAAACUAAAAAGUGAAAAAGCAGUAUUACAAGAGUCUAUAGAUGUAUUAGAGAGUGAAAAUCGUCAAUUAAAAGAUCAAAUUGUCCAACUUCAAUCAUCACUCAAGAAAAUUCAAGAAGAGAAUGAAAAGAAUGAAAAGAUUAAAAGAAGAUUAAAAGAAAAAAUAUCAAUUCUAACUGAAACUCCUUGA
This is a messenger RNA of Entamoeba histolytica HM-1:IMSS, 933 nucleotides long. RefSeq lists its product as uncharacterized. The transcript has a single exon. The record is from RefSeq and is a predicted model, not a curated record. Lineage: Eukaryota; Evosea; Mastigamoebida; Endamoebidae. Bases 1 to 933 code for a protein of 310 amino acids.